AUGGGGAAGAGUCGUGAGAAUCGAGUGUUCAUGUCCGCAUCGUCCAGUGGCGCGCUGCGCUAUCGUCGCAAGGCCCUAGCGCCCGCCGACAACCAGCAGCCGGAGCAGCAGCCAGCGGGCCCCAAACAGCUGCAGCAGCUUAAGGCUCUGCCAAAUCACAGUAACAGCAACGGCAGUCGGAGCAGAAGCAAUAGGUCGUCACCCGUUCUCCACUUCCAACCCAAGCUUCGGCAGCCAAAGCAACCCACGCUGCUCAAGCAUCUACUAUGGAAGGCUAAGGCUGGGCAGCCCACGCCAUCAUUGCUGACAUUGACGCAUCAACAACAGAGAAGCCGCGAUCAGGAGGAGGAAGAGGAUUACGAAGAUGAGGAAGUAAUUUUUGCCAGAGAGCAGCGGGAGGCCUACAAGCUGCUGGCGAGCGAAGCGAGUGCGUUGGCUGCCACUAAGCUGAAGGCGAUGGCUACGUUGCCAUCGUCGGAAUUGUUCGCGAGCGAAUCCUCCAGCCAGGAAACGCAGAGUGGAUCGGAGGAGGAGGACGUAAUCUUGCCCUAUAGCGAUAUGUUUACGAUGGUACAGCUCCCAGCUGAGUGGCAGGUCUACAAGGAGCAGGAGGACAAAGCAGCGAUGAUCUAUUGCAAACACCGCUGCAGCUACCCCGAGCGGGCUGCUGAUACCGCGAGUGUGUGA
Phytophthora infestans T30-4 is the source of this 687-nucleotide messenger RNA. RefSeq lists its product as uncharacterized. Lineage: Eukaryota; Oomycota; Peronosporomycetes; Peronosporales; Peronosporaceae. The transcript has 2 exons. Bases 1 to 687 code for a protein of 228 amino acids. The record is from RefSeq and is a predicted model, not a curated record.